AUGUCUUCACAAAACUCCAUCGAGCAAUUACUUAUAAAAACUCCAUUAGACGAAUUAAAAAAGGUCCAAAGCUAUUUACAGAAAACAUGCACACUUUCAGAGGAAGAACUAGCUCUUGAAGAAGCGGAAUUGUUGAAGCAUAUCGAAAGCAUCGAAGAUGCCCAAAACCUCUUGUUGCAGGAUAGUGCAGGCACUUUAACAAACGUUUCUACCGUUUAUGAAAACACGGAGCAAGUUAAGAAAUCGGUGUUCGAGUAUACUGAUCUGCUUCGCAAAUGUGGUGAACAAACAAACGAACAGCUAGUAUAUCUUCGAUCGUUCGUAAAGGAUGUGUUAGAGCAUCGUGACUUGGCAAACAUUAUGCUUGAAAAACAAGUCGACCUUCAAGCUGUGCUUGAAAUUCCUUCUUCAAUGGCUUUCGCGAUUAAUAACAAUCUUUUUUCCGAGGCUAUGGAGUUUCGAGCUUUGGCUGAACGAAUUAUAGAUGCUUUUCCGGAGUCAAGCACCAUUCGUGGGUUAGGAAAACAGGUUACUGCUCUGAACCAGACGCUAGUGGAAACAAUAAUUCGCCAGCUUCAACAACCGCAAAAGCUCUUCCAUCUUAUAAAGCUUGUAAGCCAUUUAAAAACAGCAGCUCAGUUCUCGGAACAGGAAAUAAUGACUUUGUAUAUGCUGAAUGCCCGUCUGCAACUCCAGUCUGCGCUUCAGAACAUUUCAUCUCUAUUAAAUUAUAACAGCCCCGAGGUUUACGUCCGUCGGUACCUUCAAAUUAUCCGAGAGCGAGCUUUCGUACUUUUCUCUAAUUAUCAAUGUCUGUUUCAAUCUGCCGAUAACGACGACGAGGACAUGACUGCUUCUGGUAACAAAACAGUUCCCUCUCAAAAUAAACAAACUCAAGACGAUCUCUCGUUAGCACAGGACCAGGAAGGUGUUCGCUCUCUCGGCAACAAUAUUGUUUCUGUUUUCUGCAUGUACGUCAUAGACGAGUUGAUGUACAUUUUAAAGACGUUUAUGCCUCGUAUUACGGACUCGGCAACGCGGUCAUCUCUCCUUUUACAGCUGUUUUACUGCAAUCAGAGUCUUACAAAGGUCGGUUGCGACAUUACUAGCCAGCUGAAAUCUCUCUUCGGUAAAGAGUGGGCUGAAAUUGUUGCAUAUCAAAGCAGUUCAGAACUGUAA
Messenger RNA from Schizosaccharomyces japonicus yFS275, 1179 nucleotides. RefSeq lists its product as hypothetical. NCBI's taxonomy places the organism in Eukaryota, Fungi, Ascomycota, Schizosaccharomycetes, Schizosaccharomycetales, Schizosaccharomycetaceae. Gene Ontology annotation, cellular component: COG complex; Golgi membrane. The coding region runs from base 1 to 1179 and encodes 392 amino acids. The transcript has a single exon. The record is from RefSeq and is a predicted model, not a curated record.